Messenger RNA from Triplophysa rosa, 540 nucleotides. RefSeq names its product C-X-C motif chemokine 13. Gene Ontology annotation, biological process: inflammatory response; chemokine-mediated signaling pathway; antimicrobial humoral immune response mediated by antimicrobial peptide. Gene Ontology annotation, molecular function: CXCR chemokine receptor binding; chemokine activity. The coding region runs from base 47 to 373 and encodes 108 amino acids. Lineage: Eukaryota; Metazoa; Chordata; Actinopteri; Cypriniformes; Nemacheilidae. The record is from RefSeq and is a predicted model, not a curated record. The transcript is spliced from 4 exons. Gene Ontology annotation, cellular component: extracellular region.
AUCUCUCAUCCUAAACCUGCUCCAGUCCCCUGAUCUCGGCAUCAACAUGACCCUGCGCACACAUUUACUGCUGGCAGCUACUGCAGUCUGCUGCUUCACAGCAUUGCUUGCAUUCCCAAUGGAUGGUUUUGCUACCAACAACAAGUGUCGCUGUAUAACCACAACUACAUCCAUAAUCCCACCUCGGCUCUUCAAAAGGAUUGAAAUUCUGCCUCAAGGUGCACACUGUCGACAAACCGAGAUUGUGAUUACCAAAAAGAACAACCAAAUAGUUUGUGUCGACCCUGAUGCUAAAUGGAUCAACAAUGUCUUGUCCAAAGUAAUGAAGAGCAAAAGAGCUGUGAAGGAAAGUAUCGAACCCACUGUGGCAUAAACAGACGCAGACAAGAGCAACCACAACAAAGACAUUUCACAUAUUUUCAGCUUUUGUUUUCCUGUAAAAUGUCAAAUGAAGUGUAUUGAGUGUUGCUGGGUGAUCUCAGUAUGCACUAACUAUGUCUGUGAAAUUGUUUUGAAAUAAAAACCUCACAACCAUCUUCC